Molecule: messenger RNA, 15836 nt
Organism: Salvelinus fontinalis (brook trout)
Lineage: Eukaryota; Metazoa; Chordata; Actinopteri; Salmoniformes; Salmonidae
Product: RNA-binding protein Nova-1-like
Exons: 5
Coding region: 1151-2722 (523 amino acids)
Biological process (GO): mRNA splicing, via spliceosome; regulation of alternative mRNA splicing, via spliceosome
Cellular component (GO): cytoplasm; nucleus
Molecular function (GO): mRNA binding
Source: RefSeq, a predicted model, not a curated record
CCUAGUUUUUACGUCUUUCUGUGCAGCGCGACCCUCGGUUAGUUGUCCGAUUUUUACUAGAUGGGAUACAGUUUCUGUUAGACUUACCUUUUCGUAGCAAGUUAGGAGAAUUAACGCAGCAGGUUAGGAGAUUUAGCGUAGCAGGUUAGGAUACUUAGGUUACGUUCAGGAAAAUGGUUAGGGUUAGCUAAAAAGCAAAGAAAGUAUCAACUUUUGACGUUAAUUUGACAAAAGCUGUAUCCUUUCUAGCCAUGACCUAGUUGUCCCCGACACCUCCUCUUUCUUUAUCAUGUGACAUUCGUUUUAUACUCCGUUGCCAGAGGAAAUCAGUUCAUCCAAUCGCGUUUCGAGAGGGGCGGCUCGUUUUCUCAACAUUUGACAGGGAUUUAUUCUGAUCCUCAUGACGUCACCCGAUACCCUGCGCUCCUACAGUCAGUAAGCGAAGGGAUGCUCUAAACGCAAGAUAGCAGCAUCUUUCCUGAGAGACUACAAACAAUUCGCAUCUCACUCUAGCUUUGUAUCCAUUCUCGGCAUUCUCUCCCCUUUGGACCCUCCUGAAAACCCACCUCUUGCCCUCCAACAUCGAACUGCAGGGUGUCUUCAUGCACGAAAGGAGGACCGGAUAGAAGACCAUAUUUGUAUUUCACCACCUUUCCUUUCCCUUUAUUUAUUUAACCUCUGUCGUCUGUAUAUUUUUGUUUUGAUCUUUUAUUUUGUUGACCAUUGCCUAGCUACAAUACAGAGAGGAGGAGGUCGUUCUGCAUUGCUUGAUAGGAAUACGCGCUUUAUUGCAGUGGAAUGAAAUAACACACAUAUGAAGAAAUUAAUGGAAGAUUAAAUUAGUCUACUUUCUACAACACGCUUAUAGUAUCUGGAGCGGGACAUAAUUUAUCGGUUCAUUGGAUUUUUGUUGAGGUUACGUUCCAUACGCAGCGCAAGCAUCGUCUUCUUCGGUUAGAACACAUAGCCCAUACUCAUCGUAGCAUCUCGGUGUUCUCUGAAAGGGCGAGGAUAACGCGCAAGAUAUUUCAUUCUCAAGAAUAUAGGCAUUUUCGAUUUUGAAUCGCUUCGUCUAUUCAAAUACCAUUUUUUUUCAAUCGGUUACGUUGCAUAAAGGGAUAAACGCAGUUUCACCCAACCUACUUUUAAAAUGAUGGCCGGCGGAGCAGUACAGCAAAACGGGGGUUUCUUGAAUCCUCACCAUCACAAUCAACAGCCGCACAUGGAGUCGGAUCCCCCAGAUUCGCGUAAAAGACCGCUAGAGACCCCAACUGAGGCAAGCAGCACUAAACGCACAAACACGGGAGUGGCCUUCCUGCAGCCCCUUUUUGAAACUGAAGGCAUUGUAUUCCCUCACCAGGAAUCACACUCUGAGGCACAUGAGGAAGGUGAGUACUUCCUGAAGGUUCUGAUCCCCAGCUAUGCGGCCGGCUCCAUCAUCGGCAAGGGCGGACAGACCAUCGUCCAGCUGCAGAAAGAGACCGGCGCCACCAUCAAGCUGUCCAAAUCCAAAGACUUUUACCCUGGCACGACAGAGCGGGUGUGUCUGAUCCAGGGGACAGUGGAGGCUCUGAAUGGAGUCCAUAACUUCAUCGCUGAGAAGGUGCGGGAGAUGCCGCAGAGCAGCCAGAAAUCAGAACCGGUCAGCAUACUGCAGCCACAGACCACCGUCAACCCUGACCGCAUCAAACAGGCCAAGCUGAUAGUACCAAACAGCACAGCAGGUCUGAUCAUUGGUAAAGGUGGAGCCACAGUCAAGGCCGUCAUGGAACAGUCGGGCGCCUGGGUGCAGCUCUCCCAAAAACCAGAGGGCAUCAACCUGCAGGAGCGCGUGGUCACCAUUAGCGGAGAGCCCGAGCAGAACCGUAAAGCCGUGGAGAUCAUCGUUCAGAAGAUCCAAGAGGACCCCCAGAGCAGCAGCUGCCUCAACAUCAGCUACUCCAACAUCUCUGGCCCUGUUGCCAACUCCAACCCCACCGGCUCCCCCUACGCCAACUCAGCCGAGGUGAACCCCGCUGCUGCUGCUGCUGCCGCUGCCACAGCCUCCAGCCUCCUGGGUCAGGCCACCAUGCAGAGUAUGGGCGGCUUCCCCACCACCAUGGGUCCCAGCUUCUCAGGCAACGACCUCUUGACCAUCACCUCUGCCCUCAACACGUUAGCCAGCUACGGCUACAACACCAACUCCCUGGGCCUGGGGCUCAACCCCGCCGCAGCCUCAGGAGUCCUGGCCGCCGUAGCGGCUAGCGCUAACCCCGCCGCGGCUGCCGCUGCUAACCUCCUGGCGUCCUACGCCAGCGAUGCCUCCACCAGCGCAAGCCACCAGGCCGCCUCCCUGGGAGGUUUCACCCUGGGCUCGCUGGCCGCGGCCACGGGGGCCACCAACGGCUACCUGAGUGCCUCAUCCCCGCUGAUGGCACAAUCCCUGAUGGCCACUGAGAAGCAGAUGCAGGAGGGGGCCAAGGACGUGGUGGAGAUCGCUGUUCCCGAAAACCUGGUAGGAGCCAUCUUGGGGAAAGGAGGGAAAACGCUAGUGGAGUACCAGGAGCUGACUGGAGCCCGGAUCCAGAUCUCCAAAAAGGGAGAGUUCAUUCCCGGCACCCGGAACCGUAAAGUUACCAUAACCGGCUCUCCGGCGUCAACGCAGGCAGCUCAGUAUCUGAUCAGCCAACGGAUCACGUAUGAGCAGGGUGUGCGCGCCACCAACCCACAGAAGGUGGGCUAGAAAAUGAGAAUGGAAAGGAAGAAAACGAGUGGGGGCUUGGGGAGGAAUGCAAAGUGAGAGAGAAAGGGAGAGGAGAGCAAGAAUGCUGGAAGGAAUCGUCCACCCGUUUUUUGGUGUUUCAGUAUUCAAAAAAUUAUGAGACGCAAAAAUUCGCUCGGGGAGAGAGGAGAAAGUGUAACGCGGAAAACAAAGGAAAAUAAGGUGUAAAAUGUAAAUACGGUUUUAUUACUUAAGUCUUGAUGUUUCGGGAUUUUUUGUUUGUUUUGUUUUCUAGUUCUUUUGUCUUUUGUUUGUUUGUGUAUUCUCCGGACAGUGGUGAAUGCGAUUUUAAACUGGCAUGCUGCCGCGCUGCAGUUUGGAAAAGGGGGGCGGUGGGGGUACUGGGGGCCGACCCCCAUGGAAUCAGCCCCACCCCCACCCCCAUUCCUGUGUAGCUCACUGAUGUUUUGCUUCAGAUUUGCCUUCAAUUUCAAUUUGCCCCUUACCCUGCCCCCCACUUUUCGCCCUCCCCCUACAAGGGUCUGAUAAGACUGCAAACCAGUGCUUGGUUAGAGAUCUAAGGAAAAUCCCUGUAGUUGAUGACAUCCCCCUCCAUGCCCCGAUCCCUCGCCCCUCUCCCAGCCACCCCCACUCUGGUUUGAGCAAAGGAGGGGAUGGGAGAGAUGUCCCCAAGGCUUCCACACAUGGAUUAUCCUCGUAUCCCUAUAGCCUCGCGCCUUAGGUUCUGAUUUAGCCAGAUGCAUGCUAUGCCACGCUCCAUAUUUAUAUCCGGGAUGCUCGUGUUUCGUAUGUAGGACGAAGGCAGAGACGCAUGGUGCAUCUCAUUGGGUCAGAAUUCUAGCGUAGCGCAAGAGUACAUAUAGAGGUUGGGGCAUUUUUCUCAACAAGGUUUGCAGUCUGAUAUUAUGAUUAUUAUUAUGAUUAUUAUCGAUAUCAUCGUCAUUAUUUAUUCAUAUGAUUUCGCCCAUAACGUUUUGGUAUUUUCAUUGUUUUUUAAAUCUGUAAAUUCAGGUUGAAAUGAAUGUAAAGACUAUUUUUGAUUUGAUUUGUUUAAUUUAAGUGGAUUUAAUAACAUGUCACAUAGUGUAAUAUACAGUAUGUCUUAUUUAAGUCCAGUAAGAAAUGGAGCAUAAGCACCACUGCAGUGAUGAUGAAGAGUAAGGGUCAGCUUUGAUAUCCAGUAAAGAGCAGGACAGCAAAUAUUCAAUUUAAAACACACACACACACACCUUGUGAUGCCAUUUCAGUGCUAAAAAGGGAUUAUAACAUAUCUCCAUGGCAGAUUACAGUGAAAUCAAGCAGACUAGUCUCUACAGUAUAUACAUACAUAGCUGCAAAAUGAAAAUGCCACUUGCUCAACAGGCCCAAGAGCACCGUUCACAUUCUGGCUGGGACGAAGCGCUCUAAUAACAUCAACCCAAAGUUGUUCCAACGUUGUCUGAGCUCAGAUGUCUCUCCUCCCUGCAGUUUAGCCUGUGUCCCUCAACAUUGUGAAAAGCCAAAGUGUUGUUGGGACUGUAGGGCUAUAGGCGUCUCCACUGAGAUAUCCAGCGAGCGCUGCUCUUCUGCCUCUAACAACACUCUGUCUAGACAGGCCAGGCGAGAGACCAGGAACAGGGGCACUUAGAACCUAGAGGUGGUGACCCCGCCAGGAUACGUACAUACUACUGAAAAAUACACACACUGAAGAUGAGAAUGUUGAUCUCACUAGGGUCCAUGCAGUUUGCCAGGCCUUGUCUUGUUGCGAGCAGAGCUAUUGAACGCAGUGCAUAUUCAGAAGAUGUUUUCCCUAAUACUUGCUCUUAUCAAGCAGUGUUCUUCUGUCCACGAUGAACGGGGGGGGGGGGAUGUAACGUGCUACGGUCUGUUGGGCGUUAACUACAGCUAAGUCUAAUGGUUGUGGGUUAUUCUGCUUUUUGGCCAACUGCAGGGACCUCCCACUACACGUUCCAUGCAAUGGAUACUGCCCACUAACCUAUAAGCUGCUAUGAUUUUGUUUGUUUUAUCUUGUUUUUUUUUCUUCAAUCGGAGUACACUGAAGUUGAUCUUAAUGCACUGUGAAGUGUGGGGAUCGUUUUCUCUGCCCAUGAGGUCAGGGUUGUGUUCUGUAGGGAGCUUUGUCACAGGCGUAUGCGUUAUUAUGUCAGGGAAAUGUACGCAUAUGAAAUACCAGGCGACUAAUCAUAUCUCACGAACAGAACUCUAUUCGCAAUACAGUAUCAGUUCUCAGUUAGAUAUGCAAGACGAGGAAAGAGUAUUCAUGUUUCUGAACACUACGUUGAAACCAGGAUCCUGGAUUGAGGCGUUGGAUGUGCUUUGACUCAGUUUGGCAAUGAAAGUAAUGUGGUUGUAGAAACAGUCUCUAAUUGGAGGACGGGAUUGGGGAGGAGUGGCAAGUGCGCAUGUUCAGCUUUUGCUAUUCAAAAACAACAAUAGUUGGAGGUAUGUGGAGUUUUAUCCCGAUUUUGACAGGGUUGCUCUAAUCGUCCGACUUCCCUUUUUCUAUUUGCUGUUUUCACAAACAGUUGAAAUUGAUAUAUUCUGUUAGCCAACUGAAAAUGGCUGGCUAACCUAAAAUGCGAUGACUUCUAAAAUGCCAAAAUAGGAGGGGGGCACAUUUUGCUCGACCCUAAACAAUCUAACUUGGUCUGGUAAGGGAACCUAUCUCCCCAAUUGGACAUUUAGACACUGUAAUGUAAAGGAAAUCUAUCCAAUGGUGGGCUCUCUCACUAUGAUUCAACAUUGGGAUGUUAUCUCUGUUGUCUAUUGGAGCGACAGUGUGUGCGUAUCUCGACAGGUUGGUAAGGAGGCUUCUCUAUUCCCAUCUAAUACCAUCCACUCUCCUCACCCCCCAACCCUUGUACCGCCGUGCACCCCAUUCUUACACAUCAACCCAGAGCCCCCCUCUCACAUCUCUCCAUGGGUGAUAAUGUCUGGUGUUACGAUGCAUGUCUGCUUGACCUUCCAGACCACAACCACUCCAAAACAAUGACUGUCUGAGUCUCCUGAUGCUUUGAGGGUAGAGAGAACAGCGUCCCCUUGGUUGUAGAGCUGAGCAUGAGAGAAUAGUUAGUGACCAUUUUGCCAGCAGCAGUGAGAACAAAUUAGUAGGUGGCAGAGGAAGUAAGAAAGAUAACCUGUAACCAGGCAACUAAGAGAGAAAGAUACCAACUGAUUUAAUUCUGUCAAUCCGAUGGCCAGUGGUUUGAAACCAUAUUUUAUGUUGUAUGUUAACGACAGGAGUGAAAGCACUUUGCUACAUUUGGAAUGCAUGGGCAGAUACAUAAAGUACAUUCAUAAACACAUUCACAUAGAUUGCGAGUAGAAUAAGGGAAAUACUGCUUGUUGAAGUCAUGAAGAAAUGACAGAGAUUACUGGAUAUAAGCGAUACUAAAACUGUGACAAAUCAAUGUGAACGAGAUCAAAUACAACAAUAUCAAAUACCUGUAGUUGGAGAUCACGAGAAGGUGCCAACAAAGUUUGUCAAAGGACGACUUUGUUAUCUUUUUAUCGAAUUCAACAAAAUGACCCCAUGAUGAUGGGGUUUUAGGGCGUCCAUUUUUGUUUGGUUUGUAAUUUAGGGGAUGUAGAUAAAAUGUGAUGAGUACUGGAAGCAAUAUACGUAGUAGCAUGUUGUCCUUGUAUUGUCUUUCUAUUCUGUCUGUUGUCAAAGCUUUGGAUUUACCUAGAUGUUAAAUAGAUUUACCUAAUUACAACUUUUUUAAUUUGUGAAAUUGCUGCUAUUUAAUAAGUGAUGUACUAAAAAUAAAGUUAAAACAUAUCUGAUUGGUCGUUUAGCAGGAUGUUGUAGUUCCCAGAGGUGUACUAAAUGCUAUACAUGCUGAUAAGAUAAUAAUUACUGUAAAAACAAACUCAACAAAUAAACCUGUGCCAAAAUAGAUCUUUAAAGACUGAAACUGAAAAUGCGCGUGAUUUAAAAAAACAUUACAUGAAAGGAAACAUACUUUUAUAAGGAAAAAAAUGUGAAAAGUGCCAAAUUAACCAUAUUUAUAAUUGUAAAUAGAAGGGAAUGGUACAAGAGACUUUUUUUGUGUGAGUAAAAUCAAUAAAAAUAAAAAAUAAGCUUUUUAGUUAAACCUUUUAAUGCCCUCUUUACUACUAUGUGACAUAAAAUAAGGGAUUGUGAAGGAAGGGAGCCAUCUUGUUAGCCAGUAAUCCAAAUUUCCUUGAAUUCUACAGUACUUAGACUCCGGGGCCAGAAGAAUCAACGUAUAGAUAGAUUAGCAUGGUUAAUGAUACACAUGAUAUUAACAUUCUUAAUACAGCCUUUUAUAGUUCUGAAAAUGUAUUUUGUGGAGAUAGAUGUUAUCUUUUUUGCACGUCUAUAUUGCAUGAUAUCAAAGUGAAGCGUGGACAAAAAAAAUGGAAGAAACAAAAAUUGUACAAAAAAAAUUAGGCGGUGUGUUUUGUUCAUUUUGAAGACAAAUCUUUGCAUGCCAACAAUGGUAAAGCAAUUUAAUUUUCCUUGACACAUUUUCAAACGUGUGUUGUUUUCACUGAAAACAUGCAGGGACAUAGUCCAUUAGAGCAAGGCCACAGUGUAAUUAGAUUGUAUGACUGGAUGAGUAUUUUGUGAGAACAUUGUCUAGGCAUCUAAACAUUCUUAGAGAGAUAGGAACAAACUUUUGAUCAAACAUGAGACAAUUCGGGUUUUUUUGCUGGAUGUGCUUCUUUUACUAAAACUGCAUUAUUUAAUUCCGGAUCACAUUUAAUGCUUUUUACCAUAGAUACCGAGAUAUUGUCCACGAAUGUACUCACCUCUGCAUACGUUUGCAUAUCACUCUUCGAUCAUGACUUCAGGUCUUGAGUGUCCAUGUGUUUUGUGUGAAUAACUAACAUCAGGUAGGCCAGAUCUGGCCCUAGUGUCAUUCUAACCAUCUGUUUCCCCUUUCGCUCCCUCUGAGCUUGAUCUCUUGUCUUGAUGUAAAUAUGCACUUUAUAUUUCUCAUUUAGACAGAUUUCUCAUUUAAACCCCCAUCUCCUGAAAGGAAACUAGAAAAAGUAUUUUGAAGUGUCAAGCUAGGCCGUGUGUAGGCACCAUGUUUUUUUCACGCUCUGUUGCUGUUUGUAUUUCUCAAUUCCCCGGGUCUCUCUCCAGAAUUUGGGACAAGGUGUGUUUUACUCUCUAUUCAGUGAAUUUGGUCUCAUUACACAAUUACACUUUCUACAACAAAAAGUUCUAGGGAGAGAAAAAAAGGACAAAUAUUGCCAAUAUUCCCCAUGUUGUCCAUUGCCCAACUGUCAUUCAGUUUCACCAUUAGACAACUGAGUGGUGUUGGCAUGCUCAAAAAGGGAUUGUAAAUAACAAAAGCUGGUCAGCCACAAGAAAACAUAGCUUUUCCUCAUUUAACACAGGAUUUGACCUUUUUGUAUAUUUCUGAAGCAUUCAAUGGUCUAGAAUAGUGUCAAAAAGGGACACUCAGUUUAAACUCUAACCAAAUUGACAUCCCUAUUCCUAGCGAUGCCUCAGUUGCAAUAGAAUGUCAGCAUGAGGUAUACUGUAUAGCCCUGUAGAGUAAGCUGAGAUGGGGGUUUGUGCAAUAGUGUAGUACCUUGCUGUGCAUGUGCUAUUGUCUGGCUCUUGUGUCUGUGAGUCUGCAGUAGGUCAGCAUCAUGGUGUCGUCCCUAUGUUGCUGGGUGAACAGAUCUGUUUUGUGAUGUGCAGAGGAAUGCAAACGUAUGGUUCACCUGCUACAGGUGACAUCAUUGCUUUUCAGUGGGUGUGUGGCUACUAGUGCUCAACUCCAAAACCUCACAAUGCCCCAACCCCCACCCCCCUCGCUCCCACCCGCACCCACCACCCUUAGCCAGACAUUCACGGAACCCAGGGUCCCACUCUUGAGCUUGUACCCCAUCGAAGCACCAGCAAUUUUAAACUGCAUUUGUCAUAUCACUGUUCAGUUCCUUUUUAUUGUUUUUCUGUUUCCUAUUUGUACUACGCUCUCUAACCUAGACCAAUUAUAACAAAAUGCCAUUCAUGUGUACCCUGUUUACUCCCCCUUUUCUCCUUUUUACACUUUCACUGCCCUCCUUUUCCAACCACUCCCCCACACUUCUGCUCCGAUCCCGCCACACCACCAAACCCCCCACCUCCUCCUCCUCCUCCUCCUCCUCGAGUUUCUCCCGAGUGCCAAACAAAAACAGUACCAUUCCAAACUUUUUUGAGUUUUCUUGUAUGUUGGACAUCCAUUGGACGCACCCAUGAAGCCAGCAUGUUCCUCCAUAACAUGAUGUCAGUCAUGACGCCUCAACAUUACCCAAAAGAAACAGAUCCAAAACCCCCGAGCUAAAAGCAGACCUGGAUUAACCCGGUAAAGGCUGGCUACCUCUCAUAAACUGCUUUUCCUAAUUCUCUAUCAUCUCUUCAACCUCCAGGACAUCAUUGAUUGUGUGCCAUAGUGUUGGGGGCACUUGUCACUCUCCUCACCCCCAAGUCUCUCCAUUUGAUUUCGAUGGGAAAAAUAAAAAAAUCCAUUUCUAAUGACGAUUUUUUUUUCUUUAACAUUAAACCACACUCAGAAUGGUGUGAGGAGUGUAAUCGUCAGCUGCGCAGCCAUCCUCUUGUCUUCUGAACUUUGAACUUUUCACCCCUCAUGAACUUUAUUGACCUUCUUCCUCCCCUUCUAUGUUCAUCAAACUGUUUGGACUUAAAUCUCCAUUCCAUCACCAAACCUAUUUGAGACUGUGCAAUUCUAGUUGAAAUUAUUUGAUUUUUUUUGUUUGUUUCUUAUCAGUGGGACAAUUCCCCCGAGAUAAAGAAUGAAAAAUCAUCCACAAAAGAAAUACAGACAAACAAACAAAACUAAACAACUGUUUCUCCACAAUUUCAUUUUUCUCUCAUUGUAAAUAUUUUUGUCAGAUUUUGUUGAGCUGUAAAGAGAGGCGUGUUCAACAGAAUGGGGCCGGCAGCAUAAAAUCCACUUAGUGGAAAGAGGACAAGAAAGGUGCACCUCAUACAUCUACUCGUUUGUUCUGCUACAGUAGCUUGUGGUCCUGACAUUGGUGUGACCUACUGUGUUUGUUGUUGUUUAUCUCCAUGCUAGCUCCACUUAGAUAAAAGGAUAUAAAAACGCAAAAGAGAAUUACGUUCUGGAGCUGAAAAUCAUCCUCAUGAUAGAAUUGUUUACAUUUGCUACAGUAGUUGUAUUCGUUGGUGGUUUUGUUUCGCUUAGUGAGUUGUAGUUAUUGUAAUGCUUCGUAGUGUAAGAAGAUAUCAAUGUGGAGAACUUGCUGGAUUCAGCACCUUACACUAAAUGUAGGACACACAAGACUAGGGGGGGGAAACGUGUCGCUCCCAAAGCACAAAAAGGAAGUUGAGGCCUCUUUAGUGCAAUAGAGUUACUGUGGUUUACAUGAUAGAAGUGAUAUAGUUUAUAAUUACGAUUAUGUUAAUUAGGCAUAUUGUAGGUAGGCAUUGGUGAAUAUAAAUGUCAACACUAAGGUGCCCGUAGUGCCAACUGAGACAUAUCUCUCUCAGUGAGUUUAGUAGAGUUAACCUGACUGAAAGUAUUCAUUUGACACAGCUAGACUGGACUGACCAUAUCAUUGCUUAGCUUUGUGCUCCACUCACAAAGUUUUAUGCUGCCAGCCUCAUUUUCUGGUAACACUUCAUGAGCUAUUUAUUUUCAACCUAUAAUAUACUAUUAAUAAAUUACAAGACAACAAGAAAAAGGGAAUGACUGGAAAGGUGAAUUAUUGUUUUGUUUUUUAGUAUUUUAGUGGUUGCUUUUAACACCAUUCAUUAACUGACUUAAAGAGUAUUGAAUAUUUAAUGUAAUUGUAGCAUUGUGUUUGUAAAAAAAAAAAAAAAAAAAAGUAGUGAGUUGUGUUUAUUGACUUGUGGAUUACCAGUGAAGUCGGCAAUCUAGUGCUAAUAUAUAUUUCAUCUUUUUUUAAGGAUUAUUCUUUUCCGACAGCAACAACAGUCAUUAUAAAUGUUCAUUUUAGCAUCACCUGUCUUCUGUUGUCUUAUUCUUCACCUCCCACUACACUCAGUCUCAUCCAAGUAACACAUUGCAAGUUUGUGCCUGAAACCAUGUGCUCGGUCUGGGGGCGGGGCCAUAUGGUAUGAGCGACGUGUGUGUGUGUGUGUGUGUGUGUGUGUGUGUGUGUGUGUGUGUGUGUGUGUGUGUGUGUGUGUGUGUGUGUGUGUGUGUGUGUGUGUGUGUGUGUGUGUGUGUGUGUGUGUGUGUGUGUGUGUGUGUGAAUGGAAAGGCUGCUAUCUCAGCCUUGGUGGGUGGGUGUUCUGUCCAAUGUCCACCAAAGCUAAAACCUGGAGGGCUUCCAUUCACCAAUGGAAUCCCCUAACGUUAUAGCUGGAACUUCAUCAUGUGACCUGAGUCGACUCUAUCGUUCAUAACCCUCCCACCCAACCACUCUCCACCACUACCCUAUCCCUGAGUCAUCCCCUACCACACGUCAUCACCAUGUGAUGUUCUCCAUCGAUAACAUACUACUCGACCAGAUCCACAUUAACAUGUCUCCUCCAUGUUUCCAAAAGGAGCGCGUUGCCAGUCAACCUGCUUCCCACAUGAUACUCAACCAUCCUCUCUAGCUGCCGGAGCCAGGCCAAUCAAAAAACGAUUUGUCUAAAAACAAGAGGAUAGAGAGAAAGAGAAAUAGUGAUUCUCAGGGUGUCUCCUUGAUCUACCUUUAUAUCCUGCAUUCUGCGGUUGUCCCACUUUAUUCUGCCCUAAUCAUUUCUAUGGAGCCCAAAGACGACGAUGAUUUCCAUGUUCAUGGAAUGGUUGCUUAGCAAUCAUUCCGAGGGAUGAUAUGCACCUACUUAAAGGAGCGUGCACAUACUGUAUUGUUUACAACCUAAAUGAGACCAACGCUGUUGAAAAAGAAUGUGUAGGACAAAAACUAAUUCCGUAUUGCUAAAUGAUGACAUUUCAACGACAAUUUUUGUGACAUUAGUUCAUGUAAUUAUGAGUCAUUGCAUGGUACUAUUUUUUGCAAUGAAAAUAUAUUUUUUUGAACUGUUAGAAUGGAUGGUACAUUGUCAAAUUCGUGCAACAUUUAGACGCUAAUAAUAAAACAAAUGUUGGUGUCAGUGUUAAUGUCACCAUGAGGAGAGGUUUUGGACCAAUGAAUGCCAAAAUGUUGUAAAGGUUUUGUUCAUUUGUACAUGGUAAUAAUGGGUCAAAUAAACCAUUGAAGCUAAUUGUCAGGUAGACAUCAUUAGUCUUACUAAUUAAUUCAUCAAGGCCCACACAUUGAUUUACCACGUUAAUACUCAAAGAGGUGCUUGGAAAACAGUUGAUAUUGGACAGAAUACAAUUAUUACUAUAACCAAACCCCAAAAGAGGUAAGUUAAACACCCCCUACUACUGUAAUACAAUGUGCAUCUGAUAUUGUGGUGUUUCACAAACACACGAUUACCCCAGGCAGAAAGUAUAUUUCAAGAGGAUUUAGGAGGACAUGAAGGACAAUGUUGGACAUGCCCAUGUUUUUGCUGAAUGAGCAUCAGGAAAUCAGGAGUGUUGCCUCAUAGCAAUCAGAGGUUAUGAAACGCUCUGAAGGGGUGGGACUCCUCUCACCUCAUCCAGUACACCCAAUACAUUAGAAAUGACACAAUCAAGAUGUUGCUCUUUGACAUUCUCAUCCUCCCACUAUCACUGUGCACCAACCAGUUCAUCCAACCAGCAAACACCACCCCCGCAUUCACCAUGUCUCCAAAACCAACCUAUCCGGACCUGCGGAUUUAGGCAGAUCCAAGCAACUUCUGGCCAAUGGGCUUAGACCUCUCCAUGCAUUGGCUAUUGGUUUAUUGACCUGCAGCACAGCAGAGUCUCCAGGCAUAUCAAUAUUCACAGCAUGGUCUGAAAACCAAACCUGUCUCGCAAACCUUCUAUACACUAAAGAAGUACCUCCAAGGUUCAGAAUGAAGCAGAAUUUAUGGUUUACUGCACACACCUCCCAACGUUCGUAAUGAGCCCCUGAGCUAUGUUAUAGACCAAUGUCAGAACUUUGAUGUGCCUUUCGUUAGGCGCUACUGUAGAUGUGUUUGUUUUGUCUCCUUGAUAGCUUUGUAGUCAUACCAGAACUUCAAUGAACUGAAAGGAGGUAAGUCAUGAGAUUAAUGGAGAAUAACUGAAUGUUAAAGGGAUAGUCACCCCAAAUUACAAAAUGACACAUUGGUUUCGUUACCCUGUAAGCAGUCUACGGACAAAGUAUGACAGAAAUCCAUGCUUUACGUUUUAGCAUUUGUGGCACAAAUCCCAUUACAGUCAUGGGACCGAUAUUAGCAUUUUUCACGCAUCAUGUCCAAAUCCUCCAACAUAUCUAAAACUGAUUGUGAAGCUCAACAAAGUCACAUAUAUGUUUUAAAAAUGAUGCGCAAAAAUGCUAAUAUUGGUCCCAUGACAUGAAUGGGAUUUAUGCCACAAAUUCAAAAACCUUAGCAUGUGGAAACAGUGCCAGAGCAUGGAUUGCUGUCAUACCUUGUUCAUAGACUGCUUACAAGGUAAGGAAACCAAUAUGUCAUUUUUGGAAUUUGGGUGAACUAUCCCUUUAAAGGGUGUGUUUGCACUGUAUUAUUCACUCUACGGAAUACCACUAAAUCUCUGCAAGCCCCAUUUGUAGCUUGUGUUUUUCGUGAAAACCUCUGGGCAUCUGGUGAAGCCACUACAAUGACAGAUUAGGCCCCUCUAUAUACCUCCCAUCUAUCUCUCCUGCCAGUGGGACUGGAGUGGUGGUAGCUUGUGCUUCAUCUUUGCCAAUGCAGCCAAUCCUGUUAAUUGUGCAUCUCUCCUGCCUGAGGCGGCAUUGAUUUCCCUUCUCCUUACUGCUCUUUUUCCAUUCCCUUGUUCAUCUGAAGCCCAAGAAUCCCUGUAAAUCCCAGACCAGCUGUUCCAUGGAAUUCCCUCGUCCUGUUCGGAAGUUAGAUAGGAGAGGUAGGUUAGACAUAAUGCCUUGUUGCUGAGAUCUCGGCGCUUCUCCUCACUGCUUCUCAGCUGAUGCUAGUGUUGGCUAACAUCCUACUCAGCUCUAGAGGACAGAGAGUGAGAGACAAAGAGUUUGCCCUAAUACAGUCUGCUUGAGUAUGGAGUGACUAGAUUGUGCACCUAGUUGCACCCUCACCUAAGAACAAGGACAUCAAAAUCAACACUGAUUGAUAAUGUCAUAAUAACAACCCAGGACUUGAACCUAUGGGUUCCAUAGGACAAAAUAUAGAUAAUCCCCCUCAUAGAUAAGAUAGCGAUUUAGAAUGUGCCAUAGAUACAAAGGCGGGGGUGGGUGGGUGCUAAUAAUUAUUUUUAACCUGCGUUUUGCACAAUCAGAUUGUAAAUCAAACCUGCUUUGCCUGUGGCUACAGUACAGUAGCAUUAGUCACACCACCAUACCUACUGUAUGUAACUGUUCAGAUUUCUGUCUGCAACAUCACACCCAUGUCCACUCACACCCUACUGCGCUGUUACCUAGGUCGCUGGUAGGGGGGCUGUGCAUUUGCCAGAAUAAACAACAUAUGUUUUUAAUUUACAAAAUACACAAGCACUUCAUCCUUGGCAAAUCACAGUGUUAUACUGCCUAAUUGAAUUCCAUGGAAGCUCAUUUCUAUUCUCUUGUGCUUGGAUAUUCCAGGCACGGGUUGAUACAGAGGAUAGGAAUAAUAAUGUGUCAUAACAGCCAAUGUUUGAGGUUUGUUCCCUUACCAGAUGUUAAGAGAAAGUUCGGACCAAGAAUUGCAGAGAAAAUUCUGACUAAGAACUAACAUAGGUACAUAGACAUUUGAUUGACUUUAAAUUAGGGAGUACUUUUAUCCUGUGUUUAUAUGAAUGACAAUUUCACCCUUCCCUCUGCUUGAAUCAAUAGAUAAAUGUCUUUUUAAUGCAAUAUUUUGUAUCAAAAUUCGGGAAGACACAUUUUCAAUUAUAGACUACAUCAGAUUUUAAAGUAGUGGCUGAUAAAGGAGAUUAUUUGUAAUUGAAUUCAAUCUGAAAUUGGAAUGUAUAUUUUUGACCAACAGAAUUUGUAUUUCGACUGCCUGUGGAAGACCACGUUUGUGUUCUAACAGUUAUACCAGAAUUUUGGCAAUUUUACAGGGACUCAGGUCAAUGUUUGGGUUAUUUCUUGAAUGUUUUCAUCUACUUAUUGCAUGUUUGUCUAGGAAACUAAUGCUUUGUCUUUGAUUGAAGGAAGAUACACAUUUGUAGACUGUCACAAGGCUGAAAUCUUGAAACUAAAUCAACACUUGUCUUUCAGCAUUCAGUUUUUGCUGUCUUCCGUUUGCGUGUACCUUCUAUGCAUUUAACAAGUAUUCAUCAUAAAAGUGAUAUCAAAUUCCUGGGCCUGGAAAUAAACUUCAAACCACUGAGCUACAACAAACCCCAACGGAGAAAACCUCAACGGACCUCUCUCACUAAAACUUGCCAUCUGUACUGGUACAAGAGCUGUCCAUCUUUGACUAGCAACAAUGCUAAAAUUAUUCCCGCAUCCUAAGUAACUAAAGUGGAAACUGGCUAUUGUCCUUUGGCAACACUUUACAUUACAUAGGCAUUGAACUUACUAGCCUGUUACAGUGUAAUAGGCCGUUCCACAGGUAGUUACAUGAGACGGGCCUAUGUAAGGACAGGUGUAGCCAAGGAUUUUAUAAUUAUGGUACUUUGCUUCACGGCCAGUUUAUAGAUUAUAUUUCAGAGCAUUUAUUCCACAGACCAAAAUGUAUUCCAUCUGGUUGAUAAUUGUCUUUAAAUCAAAUUGAUUUAAUAAUUUAUGCCAGUCAGAUAAGCAAAAUACUGAACAAUGAUUGUACGUUUUUGUAUGUUUACAUUUUAAAUUUUUAGCUGUUGUGAUAUUUCUAACCAACAUUACAGAUUAAGUUUAAAAUAAGAAACACAUUUCAUUCUUAACUAUUCCAAAAAGUAUUUUAAAUGUCAUGAAUGUUUGAUUAUUAUGUGUAUAAAUACAAAUGAGAAUAAAUACAUUUAAAUUGCGAUGCAAAAGCUGUGAUUUGAAAACACUGUAGCGUGUACAGUGAUUCCUUUAUCAAUUUUAUGGUACAUGAUAUGUUCUGCAAUCUUGCAGUUGUUGUUUUUCAGUUCUUGAGCAUAUGCUUUAAUAAAUACAUUUUCUACGGUAUACAAGGGAA